AUGAUCAACGCGUCUCCCGUUGUGCUCGAGGAACUUGAGGAGGAGAUGAAGGGGAUCCUCCAACCGUCCUGGUACUUUGAACGCGGCACGUACACUAUACAAGUCUCCCCACAUACCGCAGAGAGUCUGUUCGAGAUCCCUGCGAGCACUAUCGACCAACACCUCGCCACUAUGACCGAGCCCGACCUCCUCUUCCGAGCGUUGUCGUGGAUUACCGCCGCGUCCCAGGAUGUCGGGCUCCUUCAGCAGCUUCGCCAAUGCUCCAAUUCUAUACGCCCUCCGAACCUUGCUUAUUCGAUCGACGUCUACCCCGGGAUGCUGCCAACCAAAAAACUAGGCGAGAUUUCGAACAGGCGUCUCGUAGAGCUCGCGAUUUCCCGCAGUUUCAGGCACCUUACCCUGUUCUACACGCUCGCCCGCGCAUGCAUGCCGCGCAAAACAGACGUGGAAACCAUCGUGGAUACGCAGCUGAAGCUCUACAAUACUGCAUGCGACGAGAGCAAGAGGAUGGCGGCCUCGAGCAUAGGAGCCAGUGUCCUCAAGCGCUUCAGGACGAUGUACACUGUUUCACCCGAGUUCGCUCUUCGGCUCAAGAAAGAAGCUGCGGCCCCUGUGCGUGGAGUCCACGUAGAGCUUUCGGUUCCGCAGAGGCGCAUUCUCAGCUACCUGCUUAUGUCCGAACUCAAGGCCGCGAUCACAGAGAUGCUUUCCGCUGAGGUGCUAGACGCUCGCCAUGACCGUCGGUUUCUGGUCCUCUUUAGCCGGAGGGCGGCUGAGAUCCUCUGUGGGCUUCGAGAAGUCGCUCUCAACAGACACUCCGAACUGCCUAUCAUGGAAUUUCACGGUAUCGACUGCCUGCAGGAACUCUCCAGUCUGUACAACACGAUUGUCCGUCAUCCUGAGAAGCAGCAGUUUGACGAGGCAUUCCCCGGCUUACGAUCCUUUUUCCUUGAUUUCAUGUCGGACUAUGUGCACUUUGAUUUCGAUGAGGACAACGUAGUGAAGGGUGAACGGCCGCCUUCCAUCUCUGCGCAGAUUGCCUUGGAGAAUGAAGACAGGCCGUAUGGACAACUGGAUGCAGCCGCCUGGUUAACUCUCGUCGGGAAGUAUUCUCUGGACCAGCCUACGACCACUCGAGAGGAUUACAACAUCUUCGCGCUACUGGCUUCUCGUGCGUUCCGCGCGUGGAAAGACGAGUGGAUGCUCCAACCGCAAACGUCUACCGUCGCCACUCUCUGCAAGAAAUCCGCGGAUUUCCUCCAUAGAGCUGGAGCUAAGGGCUGGAACAACGGUGGGAGCUACCAGUCGCUGGACUGGCUCGUGGCGGCAGACGAAAGGUCUUUCAUCAGCCACUCAAACACAGCAUUUUGUGAGCUCCUCUACAAGCACGCACCGGACGAAUUCACGGAUCUCCUAUACGCCUUCGAGAAGCACUGCCAUCUCAUUGAUCAUACCAGGCAUGAUCUGCGCUACAUGCUAGGAAGAUUGCGCCCUGGGGAAGGUACUACGGGACCCAGUCACGUGACCCGAUGGCAUUCGAACUGGUGGCUCUCACCCUUCGGUGACAUCGCCAAUGCUUCGUUGGGUGAAUGGACGGCGCUGAUACAGCACUUCACCUUCCCGACACCGGCGCACACCCGCACAUGGCAUCAUCUCUUCGUCUGGGCCGCGAACGAAUGGAUCCUCAAAGUUGGGCAGUACGCUGUUGAGAGCCCUCUCGCUUUGGAUCGCGACAUUCAGCGCUGGAUGGCCACUCAUUUCCCAAAGGUCUUGGAGGCCAUGGCAACCGGUCUAGACUUCGCUGUCGAGCAGGGCUGGGAGAACGGCGGGUACGACAACACUAGCUUCCCUUGGCUCCCCAGCAUAUUCCUCGCCCCUUCGCUUGCGGAGAGCCAGAACUGGUCCAUUAUCUGGGAGCGGGACAAGGUGCUAUUCAGGUCGCACAAGGUCUACGCACCCAUCGUUUACUUGGAGUGCUUCGCGCCAGCUGCGCUUCGCCUGCUCGCGAUCAGCCUCACAAGGACGGUUGUACACGGGUAUUUUACCAACGCCAGCAUUCAGGACGACGUCUACCUCCUGCGCUCUUACCUGAAAGCUUCUCCACAUGAGCGAAAAGAGAUUGUGCAGCGCAGGCAACGUGGUAGUAUUCGUAGCGAGGAACAGCAGCCCGGGCACGCCUCCGGCGUCGCACUGGAAGAACCCUGUCGUCGAUCACCUCGAGCUCGCGCUACUCCUUCCACGGGACUGAAGAGUGAUCCUAGUCCUGACGAGGAGGCUAAUCUCUCCCUUUUCCGUGCUCUUCCCUAUCAUGACGACCUCGAUGCGGACGACAAUCGCCCGCGGACGUUCUCGAAGCGUGUGAGCCACGUCGGCGGCUAUCCUAUUCGCUCGGGUUCCCCAGCAUCAUACGCAGACAGCGCAGGAUUUGCGACCGCAAAUACCAGCCAGAAGGAUGGGGAUCAUGGCCCGGCUCUGGGCUUCGACGAGUCUCGUAAAGAUGGCAACAGAGAAUCGGAUAUCCUGGAUACGACACAGCCCAUCCUAAACUACCACUGGUUGCAUGACAUGGACGAACGACCUUUCGUGGAAUCUCCAGUGGCCUUUUCAAGUAGGAGGAGCCUCGACGAAAUGGACCUCUGUGUUGCCGCGGACGACUUGACUGCCGAGCUUCGCCUUAACACACACUUCGAGUCUGCUCUAGACGCAGUACAUCGUGAAGACAGCAUUCAGCUUGUCAACCCCCAAAGUACGUUGCUAUCAUUACAGCCCGCCAAGGAACGAAUUGAAGUGAUUGAUCGCUUGCAGCUUGUGCAGUCCAGCUUAGCGCGGAAGAUGCUAGCGAAGUUCUUGACGGCCAGCAGGUAA
Messenger RNA from Phanerochaete carnosa HHB-10118-sp, 2865 nucleotides. RefSeq lists its product as uncharacterized. Bases 1 to 2865 code for a protein of 954 amino acids. The record is from RefSeq and is a predicted model, not a curated record. NCBI's taxonomy places the organism in Eukaryota, Fungi, Basidiomycota, Agaricomycetes, Polyporales, Phanerochaetaceae. The transcript is spliced from 2 exons.